GAGUGCAGCUAGCACACACUGUCCUGCUGAACCUCCGUGUGCUGGUUGGAGAAGCUUUUACAUCUAAACCAGGUUUUGGAGACCAGCUGAUCUAGAACCAAAGCACGUAGGCAGAAGAGGAGAAGGUGGUCAGUCUGGAGACCCUCAGACCUGCAGAAAAAGGCGUGAAGAUCCAAAGACAAGAGGAUACGAAAGUGACAGUAGUACCUGAAGAAGUUCUCUGAUGCUUCUCAUAGAAGCUGUUUUGGUUCCCAAAGCAGUUUAUUUUAUUUUUUGUUUUGGGUGCUAAAAGAAGCAGCUCAGCCUUGAAUAGAAGUUUCCUCUGUUGUCCUACUGUCCUGUUUGGUGAGUGACAGCAGCUGACAGAGACUAUAGAGAACUUGGUUAGCUUGGUUUAGAAGUGGACAUCAUGUUUGACUGCAUGGAGGCUCUAGGAGUUGGUGCAAGGCCUCUCUUUGGCGUGUCCACUCAGGGUUCCUGCAUGCUGCGCAAGGCUAGCUCCUUCUUCUCUGGGCUGGAACCCUUCUCCUGGUCCAACAGCACCAGCACCAACCUGCAGUCGGUGGAAACUCAAAGUACAAGUUCAGAGGAGAUGGUGCCCAGUUCCCCCUCUCCACCCCCUCCCCCUCGGGUCUACAAGCCUUGCUUUGUGUGCCAGGACAAGUCCUCAGGCUACCACUAUGGAGUCAGCUCCUGCGAAGGAUGCAAGGGUUUCUUUCGACGCAGUAUCCAGAAGAACAUGGUGUACACCUGCCACAGAGACAAGAACUGCCAGAUCAACAAGGUGACCCGGAACCGCUGCCAGUACUGUCGCUUACAGAAGUGCUUUGAGGUCGGCAUGUCUAAAGAAGCGGUGCGGAAUGACCGGAAUAAGAAGAAGAAAGACGUGAAGGAGGAGGUGGUCUUGCCAGAAAGCUAUGAGCUGAGUGGAGAACUGGAAGAGUUGGUCAACAAAGUCAGCAAAGCCCACAGAGAAACCUUCCCUUCGCUGUGUCAGCUGGGGAAAUACACUACUAACUCGAGUGCAGAUCACAGGGUGCAGCUGGAUUUGGGUUUGUGGGACAAGUUCAGUGAGCUCUCCACUAAAUGCAUCAUAAAGAUAGUGGAGUUUGCCAAGCGGUUGCCUGGCUUCACCUCCCUCACUAUUGCAGACCAGAUAACCCUGCUCAAAUCUGCCUGCCUCGACAUACUCAUGUUGCGGAUCUGUACGAGGUACACACCAGAGCAGGACACCAUGACCUUCUCAGACGGACUGACUCUUAACCGAACACAGAUGCACAACGCCGGUUUCGGUCCCCUCACUGACCUCGUGUUCGCCUUUGCUGGCCAGCUCCUUCCUCUUGAGAUGGAUGACACAGAGACUGGUCUCCUCAGCGCCAUCUGCCUCAUUUGUGGAGACCGCAUGGACUUGGAGGAGCCUCAGAGAGUGGACCGGCUACAGGAGCCUUUGCUGGAGGCAUUAAAGAUCUAUGCCAGAAGAAGACGCCCCAACAAGCCACACAUGUUCCCUCGCAUGCUCAUGAAGGUCACUGACCUCCGAGGCAUCAGCACUAAAGGAGCGGAACGAGCCAUCACAUUAAAGAUGGAGAUCCCAGGCCCCAUGCCUCCUCUCAUUCGUGAGAUGCUGGAGAACCCGGAGGUCUUCGAGGAGAGCAGCAACUCAGGGGAGAGUGCAGCCGCUGCCCCGCUGCCACCCCCUGCCAUCCAGGCCAUCAAGCGUGAGCGAGAUGAAGAUUCAGCCCCUGAGGAGGAGGAGGAUGAGGAGGACGAGUGUGGAGAGGAGGAGAGGGAGAGAGGUGGAGACAGCGAGGAUGAAAGCUGGAGUCUUCUGCAGGGGGAUGUGGGUGGGACCAGGAAGAGCGUGACAGGCAGAGCGCAGUGAUUGGUGGAGACUGCUGGAGGUGUGUAGGAGUGAUUUAUCAUUAAUAAUUUAUGUGGACAGCAAACCACCACAGCAUUGGAGCCUUUCUUCUGACAGCAUGCAUUCAUACUCGUGCACAUUCAUAUGUACUCUUCGGCUUAUAUGCGUUCCACGUGCAGAUACCACCCCUGAUUCCUUCAGCUCCAGCCAUGGUUGGAAAACAGACAGCCAUCCCUCAAGACUGGCGUGAUAUAUGGACUGGCUCUGGAAUUUAAUGACAGAACGAUAGGGCUGAUAAAGUUCAAUUUGAACAUGAAUGAGGUGAAAAGAAGCUGCCGUUCAAUUUUUACAUAUUUGCAUAUUUGACAAGCACAUUCAGAAAUAUGAAGACGCCAAAAUUUUUUUAAGGGCUUGUACUAUGAAAAUUCUCUUUUUUAAUGAAAGAGUUCGAUGUACUAUGUGAACAUCACUACAGUAAAACCACAGGGUGCUGUGGAAAAAAAUCCUGUUUUUCAAUCCAUUGGGUUUAUGAUGUCAUUUGCAUACCUGUACAAAAUGGCUCAUCAAAAUUGCUUCAUGUGGUAACAAGUAAAUUAAUUAUAUUCAAACUAAAAUAAACUUUAAAUGAGCGAUUCUUUCAAUGAUUUAUAAUGUAAUUUUUGGAGUUGAAUAAAAUUUGUUCAAUUCGCUGCUAUCAGAACAAAACCUCAUAUCUCCAAUUUUGUCAUUUUUCAGUUUUUGACAUAUUUUGAAAAUGCCUG
Pygocentrus nattereri (red-bellied piranha) is the source of this 2622-nucleotide messenger RNA. Its product is annotated as retinoic acid receptor gamma-A-like. The record is from RefSeq and is a predicted model, not a curated record. Gene Ontology annotation, molecular function: RNA polymerase II cis-regulatory region sequence-specific DNA binding; nuclear glucocorticoid receptor binding; zinc ion binding. Gene Ontology annotation, cellular component: nucleus; transcription regulator complex. NCBI's taxonomy places the organism in Eukaryota, Metazoa, Chordata, Actinopteri, Characiformes, Serrasalmidae. The coding region runs from base 410 to 1882 and encodes 490 amino acids. The transcript is spliced from 8 exons. Gene Ontology annotation, biological process: regulation of transcription by RNA polymerase II; retinoic acid receptor signaling pathway; cellular response to corticotropin-releasing hormone stimulus.